Molecule: messenger RNA, 1445 nt
Organism: Ctenopharyngodon idella (grass carp)
Lineage: Eukaryota; Metazoa; Chordata; Actinopteri; Cypriniformes; Xenocyprididae
Gene: marc1
Product: mitochondrial amidoxime reducing component 1
Exons: 7
Coding region: 90-1067 (325 amino acids)
Biological process (GO): nitrate metabolic process
Cellular component (GO): mitochondrial inner membrane
Molecular function (GO): pyridoxal phosphate binding; molybdopterin cofactor binding; molybdenum ion binding
Source: RefSeq, a predicted model, not a curated record
UUGGCUUCAAUAAAAACACUCUGCUAUGUGCUUCGAAACGUCUCAGACUUGUCAGAUAUCGCAGACAGAUAUUAUUUCCGAAAAUAAAGAUGGACUUCAACGAUGAGUUUGUGAAAAUCCUUGGCCAAAAUCGGAAAUUCGCAUUAUACGCUGCAGGCACAACGAUUGCUCUGCUUGGACUCGGUCUCGUGUAUAAAUAUAUGCGUCAGAAGAAAAAGUUAACUCGAGUUGGAGUUGUUACUCAGCUGUUGGUUCAUCCGAUGAAGUCUGGGAAAGGGGUGUCGGUAGAGACAGCAGAAUGUCUGCGAAUGGGGCUGAAAUAUGGCGAACUGCGGGAUCGUCACUGGCUGGUCAUCACAGAGGAUGGACACAUGGUGACCGGCAGACAGCAGCCUCGUCUGGUGUUGGUGUCUUUGAGCUCUGAGGGUGGGCAGCUGUGUCUUAAUGGACCCCAGAUGGAGGAGUUGAGGGUUCCUUUUCACCAGCCCAAUAACGCAGUUAUUGACUGCAGAGUCUUUAGUAUAGACGUUCAAGGCAGGGACUGCGGGGACGAUGUGUCUGCGUGGCUUACUCGAUACCUGGAAUCAGACAAGACUGUUCGCCUGGUGUAUUAUGAACCUCAUCUAAAGCCCCAGAGGCCUUCUGAGAAAGAUCCCCUCUAUCCUAAGGAUGAAAAGGUGGCCUAUCCUGAUGCUGCUCCCGUCAUGCUAAUGUCGGAGGCCUCUCUUAGAGACCUGAAUAGCCGAUUGGAUAGUGAAGUUACUGUCUUUCAAUUUCGUCCCAGUAUUGUUGUCAGUGACUGUGAGGCAUUCAUAGAGGACACCUGGGAUCAUAUUCAGAUUGGCAAAGUGGAGAUGAAGAGAGUCGUUGGCUGUGGAAGAUGCCUCUUAACCACCGUUGACCCUGAGACUGGAGUCAUCUCCCGGAAAGAACCGCUUAACACGCUCAAAACCUAUCGACUGACUGACCCUAAGCAGAAAACCGCACCAAUAAUGGGACAGUACUACACCGUCAAGAAAACGGGUGUCCUUCAUGUUGGUGAACCUGUUUAUAAGAUCACCUAUUAAAAUGGGGCCAGAUGGGAUGAAAUGCUGAACCACAUAUCAAAAUCUAGUGACUAAUGUACAAGCUGACUAAUAUAUAAAAUUUUCAGUAUUAGAUGUACAAUUAUGGUUGGAAAAGAUCAAAUGUGUUAAAGAUUCCAAAACCAUUAGACUUCAGCAAAGUUAAAGGGAUACCAAGCUCAUGGGCUAUCAUUUUUUUUGUAGUGAGAACAGAUGAAUUCUGUGAUUUGUGAGUAAUCUGUAUUCAAUAUUUUAGGUACCUCAAAAUUACCAGUGUAUUGGCAAGAUAAUUAUUCUGCAUUGCAAUAAUGAUCAGGUUUCAUAUAACAACUUAACAGUCUAUGACUAAUAAAGUAUCUGACAUGGUUCAGUCAAACACCA